This is a messenger RNA of Cryptomeria japonica (Japanese cedar), 474 nucleotides long. RefSeq lists its product as uncharacterized. The record is from RefSeq and is a predicted model, not a curated record. Lineage: Eukaryota; Viridiplantae; Streptophyta; Pinopsida; Cupressales; Cupressaceae. The transcript has 2 exons. Bases 1 to 474 code for a protein of 157 amino acids.
AUGAGGCUGGGGGUUGUGGAUGCUGGAGUGAUAGAGGAGUAUACGCAGUAUCGGGUUGUGCAUCCUAUUCUAUGCAUUUUUGAUCUAGCGGAGUCGGUACCAUCUUUUGAGGGUGAUAAGAGACAUCAACAGAGGAGGAGAGGAGGCAGAGGAGUAGGAGGUGAAGAUAGAGGUGAUGGAGGAGGAGGAGAUGGAGGUGAUAGUGGGGGAGGAGGAGGUUUUGGAGGAGCAGGAGGAGGUGGUGGAGGUGGAGAGGUUGACUAUUGGUGGGGUUUAUAUGAGCAGGUGGUGCCAUCUAGUCAGCGGGCAUUGAGUUAUUCACAGAUGUGUCAGGUGAGAUUAGAGUGGUCUCAGAGGAUGCAGAGUAGUGGUGGUGUUAUGGGCCCUCUACAACUAGAUAGUGCAGGUGGAGCAGGGGGUAGUGGUGGUGCAGGGGGUGAUGGUGGUACAACAUUUGGCCAGAGUGCCAUUUGA